Messenger RNA from Coregonus sp. 'balchen', 5921 nucleotides. The record is from the annotation of a GenBank genome assembly. NCBI's taxonomy places the organism in Eukaryota, Metazoa, Chordata, Actinopteri, Salmoniformes, Salmonidae.
GUUGACUCUUGUUCGGCGGUUUUUUUGGAUUUGUGUGUCUGUUGUUAGCUUGCUAAUGCGUUUUAAGAGUUGUAUUUGUUAAAGCAUAUAUUUUAAGCAUGGAUGACUCUACAAAGCGUAUAUUACAACGUCUAAUACGACGAAUCCCUUCUCAAAUGCUCCAGACAAUGCUUAGCAAGUGGGCUCAUCUAUCAAGGGAGGACCUGCAUUCGCUGGACUUCACACAACCAAAAUGGGUGUUGACGGAACAUCUACUGGCUCUCUGUGAGGUAGAUGUAGGUACUUAACUAUUUAGUUAUCUAUCUAACUAGCUUUCUAAUGAUGUGAUGUUCUCUUUAGCUAACUUGUUAGCAGUAGUGGAAAAAGUACCCUAUUGUCAUACUUGAGUAAAAGUAAAGAUACCUUAAUAGAAAAUGACUCAAAUAAAAGUGAAAGUCAUCCAGUAAAAUACUACUUGAAAAGUAAAAGUCUAAAAGUAUUUGGUUUUAAAUAUACUUAAGUAUCAAAAAUAAAUGUAAUUGCUAAAAUAUACUUAAGUAUCAAAAGUAAAUAUACAUAAUUUCAAAUUCCUUAUAUUAAGCAAACCAGACGGCACCAUUUUCUUGUUUUUGUUAUUUAUGGAUAGCCAGGGGAUACUCCAACACUCAGACAUCAUUUACAAAGGAAGCACUUGUGUUUAGUGAGUCCGUCAGAUCAGAGGCAGUAGAGAUGACAGGGAGGUUCUCUUGAUAAGUGCGUGAAUUAGACCAUCUUCCUGUCCUGCUAAGCAUUCAAAAUGUAACUAGUACUUUUGGGUGUCAGCGAAAAUGUAUGGAGUAAAAAGUACAUUAUUUUCUUUAGGAAUGUAGUGAAGGAAAUGUAAAAGUUGUCAAAAAUAUAAAUAGUAAAGUACAGAUACCCCAAAAAACGACUUAAGUAGUACUUUAAAGUAUUUCUACUUAAGUACUUUACACCACUGCUUGUUAGUUUAAUCUAACUCUCCUUAACAGUUCAUCGUGUGCUAAGUUUAAUCAUGCCUAUCAUAUUGGGAAAUUUUUUGUUGUUAUACAAUCAACCUUUCUGAUACAUUCUACUUUUAUGUUUCCCAGGAGAAGGGCUUGACAGUGAAACACAUCACAGAACUUGAAAUGAUCUGUAAGUGUUAUCUGACAGCGUGAAUUAACUAAUUUACCCCUCAGUAGCUAAUGGUCUACUUAGUUGUCAGUAAUAGAUAAUACAUUUCACCAAUGCUUUCCAGAUAUCAUUGAGAAUCCGAACCAGGGAAUGUGGCAUGGCUUCCAGCUCCUUGAUGCAGAGGGUAAAUGAAAGUCUCUAAUACCUUGCUGUACAUUUAGUAUCUGGUGCUUUUACUGACACUCACAAAGUUGCCAUUUAAAAAUGUACCCUAAUCAAUAUUAGAGUUCCAAGGUAUUAGAGGUAGCCUAAUCAGCACUACUGUUCAUUUCAUUAUAUUUUUCUUCACAGAGGAUGCACCAUCCAUUGAGCUGACACAGUUCAAAGAACAAUUCAAGGCCAACCUCACAGAGCUCAUCAGCCAUGUAUGUAUGUUUUCCAGCUUUUAUAUGCUUGGUAGAAAAGACAGAAAACUAACUAACAUUCCUUAAAAUGGACAUUGGCUUGUAAUGUCCCUCAAUUGCUGUGCUUGCGUGUGCCAUCUCUUAGUCAAUGCCUGUAUUUGUCUUUCCUUCAAAGGUGUCUAUUAAAAUAAAGAAACACACAGAUGAGGCCAUAUGGAUACGUAUUGCCUGGGGGGACAACUUCACAAAGCCUAACCACCUUAAACCCACAUACGUUGUCCACCAUCUUCAGACCCCUUAUGUCUUUGUGACCGGCUUAACUUCGAAGCAUAAGCCUCUUUUAAACCAGGCAAGGAUGCUUUCUGAAUUGCCCCCGAGGGGAUUCAUAACGUCAUAUUGCAAUGCUUUGAAAUCUGUUUCUAUGGUCUGUAUCGCCUGUUUAACAGACUGAGUUCUGUCCUACAGGCCUUGGUUCUGGCCACCAGAUAUGGCUCUAUAAAGGAUGCUCAACUCAGUGGACGGAACCUCACCGCCAUCAGAGAUCUACUGAUGAGGCAGUACCAACAGGUAGGCCUUGGCGCUGUGAAGGGACACGGGCCAUAUAAAAGCCUUUAUCAUGACCAUCCCACUGCUUACUGCUAACAAGGAAAGCCUAUAGAACUAACUAACGAGAUUCUGUGUUCUGCACCUCUUCCUUCAUUCGUAGGUGUUCCCCACCAAACAUCCAAAACCUCUCCAGGAAAAGAAUCCUGUCCCUAGAAGUAUGUUUUGUUGUCUGCUUAUAAAAUACAAUUGUAAUGUAUACAUGAACAUAAUCAUGGUGACAACCACAACUAAUUAGAUAUCAAUAGAAUAUUGACUUAGUUUAUGUUUCACUGACAUUCUAUUUUCUCAUAUUAGACCCCAAUAUAGAGAAAGAACAGGCUGAGAAUACAGAGAACCGACUUCAGAUGGCCUGUGAGGCCUUCGGCGAUGGGACACUGCCUCAACUGCAAAAAGCUGUCUACAAGGUGCAAGAAGUUGAACUAUGGUUGUUUACGAAAAGCUUUCUUCUCAUGUGCCUGCUGUGCUGUGCGUGACAAUGUAUUCUGCUCUCUUAGCUGGAGACCAAGUUCCGAGAUAACUCUAACAAGAUGUUGACAGGCAGAGAAGAGCCCUUCAGAGGAGUGGUGGAGUUUGCCAGCACCAACCUCCUAGAGUCACUCAGGCACUGUGUGUCCUCAGGUACAGUAUCUAUAUGUCUGGGGCUGGGCUUUGUUUAAUAUCCCCUUUCAUCUCUGUCAAUAUGGAAGAGCCACAUCUUCUAGUUAGAGCUGCAGAAACACCAAAUGCUGAACAAUAGCUCUCUCUCUCUGCAGUCUGUUCCAUACCCUCAGGUUGAGAAGUCAAGUCUUCCAGGUGAAUGCUCAGCAUUAGAACGUUUUAUUUGAUGUGGUUUUAUAAUAAUAAUAAUAAUAUGCCAUUUAGCAGACACUUUUAUCCAAAGCGACUUACAGUCAUGUGCGCAUACAUGUUUACGUAUGGGUGGUCCCGGGGAUCGAACCCACAACCCUGGCGUUACAAGCACCAUGCUCUACCAAUUGAGCUACAGAGGACCACAAAGCCAGUUUUAGUUAGUUAACUGCUCAUAUGUAGCUCCACUUCUUUAUUCAAUUAUGUCCAUGGCCACAAGGGGGCAGAGGAACCAUGACAUACUUUCACUGUGUCCAUCUCAUUCUCCAGACAGAUGUGCUGAGUUGUUUGAUGUUUUUCAUCCAAAGACUAUUUGAUUCGGAGGGUCUGCUAUUAAAUGAGUGGAUUCGAUUAGACUGAACCGGGGUGAACUAGGCUAUGGCCAGUUACAUGACCGGCUAAAACCGGUGAGGGCGGAGCACCCUGCUCAAAUCAAAUCAAAUUUUGUUGGCCACAUGCACCGAAUACAACAGGUGCAGACAUUACAGUGAAAUGCUUACUUACAGCCCUUAACCAACAGUGCAUUUAUUUUUAAUAAAAAAGUAGAAUAAAACACAACAAAAAGUGUUGAGAAAACAUAGAUCACAUAGUCAUCCGGAACAGCUGGUGCUCUCAUGUAUGCUUCAGUGUUGCUUGCCUCGAAGCGAGCAUAGAAGUGGUUUAGCUCGUCUGGAAGUCUUGUGUCACUGGGCAGCUCGCGGCUGUGCUUCCCUUUGUAGUCUGUAAUAGUUUAAUAAUCUAACAGUAAUAUGUGCAACCUGGUCAAAUUGUCAACAUGGCAGCAUGAUGGAUCAUUCAGACAUUUUCAAACUAUUGUUCUUUGCAAAGGUAGAUAGUGAUUUAUGUGUUUUUAUCAAUAGCAAACACUUUUGCAUGUGAACAUGAAAUCCUAACUCAUUACUCCACGUGUUACAGUGGGGAAAAAAAGUAUUUAGUCAGCCACCAAUUGUGCAAGUUCUCCCACUUAAAAAGAUGAGAGAGGCCUGUAAUUUUCAUCAUAGGUACACGUCAACUAUGACAGACAAAAUUAGAAAAAAAAAUCCAGAAAAUCACAUUGUAGGAUUUUUUAUGAAUUUAUUUGCAAAUGAUGGUGGAAAAUAAGUAUUUGGUCAAUAACAAAAGUUUCUCAAUACUUUGUUAUAUACCCUUUGUUGGCAAUGACACAGGUCAAACGUUUUCUGUAAGUCUUCACAAGGUUUUCACACACUGUUGCUGUUUUUUUGGCCCAUUCCUCCAUGCAGAUCUCCUCUAGAGCAGUGAUGUUUUGGGGCUGUCGCUGGGCAACACGGACUUUCAACUCCCUCCAAAGAUUUUCUAUGGGGUUGAGAUCUGGAGACUGGCUAGGCCACUCCAGGACCUUGAAAUGCUUCUUACGAAGCCACUCCUUCGUUGCCCGGGCGGUGUGUUUGGGAUCAUUGUCAUGCUGAAAGACCCAGCCACGUUUCAUCUUCAAUGCCCUUGCUGAUGGAAGGAGGUUUUCACUCAAAAUCUCACGAUACAUGGCCCCAUUCAUUCUUUCCUUUACAUGGAUCAGUCGUCCUGGUCCCUUUGCAGAAAAACAGCCCCAAAGCAUGAUGUUUCCACCCCCAUGCUUCACAGUAGGUAUGGUGUUCUUUGGAUGCAACUCAGCAUUCUUUGAGUUUUGACCAAAAAGUUCUAUUUUGGUUUCAUCUGACCAUAUGACAUUCUCCCAAUCCUCUUCUGGAUCAUCCAAAUGCACUCUAGCAAACUUCAGACGGGCCUGGACAUGUACUGGCUUAAGCAGGGGGACAUGUCUGGCACUGCAGGAUUUGAGUCCCUGGCGGCGUAGUGUGUUACUGAUGGUAGGCUUUGUUACUUUGGUCCCAGCUCUCUGUAGGUCAUUCACUAGGUCCCCACUUGUAGUUCUGGGAUUUUUGCUCACCGUUCUUGUGAUCAUUUUGACCCCACGGGGUAAGAUGUUGCGUGGAGCCCCAGAUCGAGGGAGAUUAUCAGUGGUCUUGUAUGUCUUUCAUUUCCUAAUAAUUGCUCCCACAGUUGAUUUCUUAAAACCAAGCUGCUUACCUAUUGCAGAUUCAGUCUUCCCAGCCUGGUGCAGGUCUACAAUUUUGUUUCUGGUGUCCUUUGACAGCUCUUUGGUCUUGGCCAUAGUGGAGUUUGGAGUGUGACUGUUUGAGGUUGUGGACAGGUGUCUUUUAUACUGAUAACAAGUUCAAACAGGUGCCAUUAAUACAGGUAACGAGUGGAGGACAGAGGAGCCUCUUAAAGAAGAAGUUACAGGUCUGUGAGAGCCAGAAAUCUUGCUUGUUUGUAGGUGACCAAAUACUUAUUUUCCACCAUAAUUUGCAAAUAAAUUCAUUAAAAAUCCUACAAUGUGAUUUUCUGGAUUUUUUUUUCUCAAUUUGUCUGUCAUAGUUGACGUGUACCUAUGAUGAAAAUUACAGGCCUCUCUCAUCUUUUUAAGUGGGAGAACUUGCACAAUUGGUGGCUGACUAAAUACUUUUUUUCCCCACUGUACAUCACUUUUGUUUCAUGCAGGGAACCCGGCUCAUGCUGCCCAGUUUAAAAAAAUGAAUGCAAUCACUUUUAACCCUGUGCAAACUCAGCCUACCCCGUGAACAGGGCUGGCAAAAACGAAUCCCCUCAGUAAUUGCUUGUGCUUGUGUUUGACAGGUAUGGCGUCAACCCCAGUCACCCCUCUUCUCUCAUCCAUCACACAGAAAGGGAGAAACAAUUUUUUUAUCACAGACAAAGGAGUUUAAAUCAAGUUCAACUCUAAGUAGUGUAUAUUUGUAUUGAAUGUGUUAACAUUGUAUGUGGUUUAACAUAAUUUUUUUAGAACACCUUGUUUACCCCAUGCACUCUGUUUCAGAUUAAAUAAAUUGACAGAUGUAAUCUGUUUUAUUUUGUUUUAUUUAAUGUAAUUUGUUUCACUUAUUUUGUAUGAACAAAAAAAACAUUUUCUGCAAUUAU